ACCAGUUUCACAGACAGAUGAACUUCUGGAAUCCCUAUUUCCUACUAAUUAGUAUUAUGAUGAAAUGCCGACUGCGAUUUUAUAAUUUACAUAAAAGCAGAAUCAUUAAGGUUUAAAAUUGCUUAUUAUGGCUAAUUGUGCUUAUUUUUUCCCUUUUCACAAAUAAUGUAUUUUCAUUGACCGUGUAAAUGAACCGCGUUUAGAUUAUGUGAUGAAAACUAGAUGAAAACAAGUCAUAUACUAGAUCUGGUAAUAACACGACAGUUGUCGUGGCAACUGGUCAAAUUUUGAGGUGUCGGGUUCGUGCGGUGCAUUUUGUUGGCAAUACGCUGGGGAGCGGAAAUCCAGUGAAAUCCACUGGUAAAAUUUUGAUUUACUGUUGAAAGGGCUUUCUUCCCCACGCCCAAAAAUAAUAAAUUACAAGUGUCACAAAAAAUGAAGACAGUAAUAUUUCUCCUGGCUGUUGCUGUUAUUGGAAACGCUGAAGAGCUGAAGGUUGAAACAUUAUUUAAGCCUGAUGAGUGUGAGAAGCUAUCAAAGAAUGGGGAUAUGCUUUCAAUGGACUACACUGGAACUCUUGAGGAUGGCACAAAGUUUGAUUCCAGUGUGGACAGGAAGCAGCCUUUCAACUUCCAGCUAGGUGUUGGACAAGUGAUCAAGGGUUGGGACCAAGGCUUGCUGGAUAUGUGCGUUGGAGAACGGAGGAAGCUCAUUGUUCCACCCAGCCUGGGAUAUGGCGAACAGGGAGCAGGAGAAGUCAUUCCUGGAGGUGCCACACUCCACUUUGAAGUGGAGCUGCUCUCGAUCAACGAGGCGCCGCCGCCACAGAACGUCUUCAAGAUGGUGGAUGCCGAUAAUGAUCAGAUGAUCAGCCGCGAGGAGAUCCAGGCCUACCUGACGCAGCAGCUCGAACAGCAGAAGGGCGAGAUGCCCGACGGUCAGAUGGAAGAGAUGCUCCAGAACCAGGAUAAGCUGAUCGAAGAAAUUUUCCAGCAUGAAGAUGCCGAUAAGGACGGUUUUAUCUCCCACGAAGAGUUUUCUGGUCCGAAACACGACGAACUUUAGCGAGCGAUGUGGCGACUGCGGUAGUGUCUAUGAAAAUGGAACUGGAUACACAGGAAGGGCUGUGGUAUUGUUAAAUUUUAUGCCGUGACUUAAAACGCG
Molecule: messenger RNA, 1164 nt
Organism: Amphibalanus amphitrite
Lineage: Eukaryota; Metazoa; Arthropoda; Thecostraca; Balanomorpha; Balanidae
Gene: Fkbp14
Product: FK506-binding protein 2-like
Exons: 4
Coding region: 436-1065 (209 amino acids)
Molecular function (GO): peptidyl-prolyl cis-trans isomerase activity; calcium ion binding
Source: RefSeq, a predicted model, not a curated record